UACCUGUAUGUAACUCCCCGACGCUAGUAUUAAUUGUUCGAAGAUGAUGUCAAUGCUGAUAUUGAUCCUCGUUGUUUCCACAGCAUACGCUGUACAAUGGCCAAAAGGAACAUAUACACUUGUGAAACCGAAAUAUGGAUGCCCGACUGGUUGGAAGGAAGGAUGGCGUAAACAAGAUAAUGAAGACCACGGAAAUAGUAACUUUAUUACAUCUGGACAUCAUUUCUUCGGUGACUUUGGAAGAAACAUGAAGUUUUAUUAUUGUACCAAAGACGAACAUAUAAUAUCAGGCACCCAACAUUGGCCAAGAGGGACCUAUUGUAUUCUUAGACAAGGAAUAUCCUGUCCACCAGGUUUCCAGACGGGUUCUAUUUAUUGGGACGACGAAGACAGAAGAAAUUCAAAUGAUGAUUUUGGUGUUCUUCCAAGUGGCGCAUAUGGAAGAAACACUCUCAUUAACUACUGUUGCAGAUCUGACGGUUUCUACAGAACUGAGAUUAUUCUGCCGAAAAGUAAACCGUUCUACCUUUUACGCUACACAUCAUCACCAUGCCAACAGGUACAGGGGAUGGUUGUUAGAGAGGAGAUGGUUCAAUUUGAUGACGAGAACAGACGCAAUAGGAACAGCCUCAGUGAAAGCCACCCAUUCAAUGAUGGAGGCAGAAACAACAGGCUCUACUACUGUUAUUAUCACUGA
This is a messenger RNA of Mytilus trossulus (common blue mussel), 697 nucleotides long. RefSeq lists its product as uncharacterized. The record is from RefSeq and is a predicted model, not a curated record. NCBI's taxonomy places the organism in Eukaryota, Metazoa, Mollusca, Bivalvia, Mytilida, Mytilidae. The coding region runs from base 44 to 697 and encodes 217 amino acids. The transcript has 6 exons.